Messenger RNA from Staurois parvus, 301 nucleotides. NCBI's taxonomy places the organism in Eukaryota, Metazoa, Chordata, Amphibia, Anura, Ranidae. The record is from the annotation of a GenBank genome assembly.
UUUAUUCGGAAACAAAUAGAUACAAUGUUUCAACCGCUGUAAAUGUGAAGGAACUGUCAGAGAACUGUCAGAAAUAGCGGAGCUCUCUGCAGAUACACUUUUUGCUGGAAUGGAAUUCUUCUUCAUCCUCAUCCUACUUCUUCUUCUUCUUCUUCUUCAUGCUCAUCCUACUUCUUCUUCUUCUUCUUCUUCUUCUUCAUCCUCAUCCUACUUCUUCUUCUUCUUCUUCUUCAUCCUCAUCCUACUUCUUCUUCUUCUUCUUCAUCCUCAUCCUCAUCCUCUUCUUCUUCUUCUUCUUCUU